Messenger RNA from Vitrella brassicaformis, 963 nucleotides. The record is from the annotation of a GenBank genome assembly. NCBI's taxonomy places the organism in Eukaryota, Vitrellaceae.
AAACACUCCCUCGCCCCGCCCCUUGUUAUCUGACGAUGAAGUUCGUCACAGCGCUGCUCGUCGCCCUCGUGGCCCUCGUGGCCGUCAGCCACGCGUUCGUCCCCUCCACCCCGAGCGGCAACAGCCUGCUGCUCUCCAGGGGCCGCCCAAGCCGCGCCAUGCAGCGGCAGCAGACGCCCAGCAUGGUGCUCGAUGGCGCUGGUACGCCCGGAUCUACGCACACGCGGACAUGUUGGUGUGUCGACUGACUUGUCGACCGUUCUCUCUUUCCGUUGUGUGUGGUUGGUGUGUGCAGGUCUUGCUGACGUUGACUUCGGCAAGGCGCUUGAGAUCGCUGCGGCCAACAGCAACAUGCUGGCUGAGUACAACUCGCUCAACGGCUUCCUCAACGCGGCCGCGUUCGGAUCCCUGUGAGCGCUCUCCCUCACACACACACACACACACGCAUACACAUACACAAGACAGAGCAGACAGUCUGUGUUGAGCGGAAACAAUCACACUCUCACGACCUCUAUCUCUCUCUGUGUGUGUGUUGGUUGGUGUCACGUCACAGGUUCGUGAUUGUGCCCGCUGCUGCGGUUCUUCUGUGGAUCUCGAACAAGGACAGGCUGGAGCGCCAGUUGUGAUUGAUCCAGGAUGCAUCCAUCCAUCGCUGGCGAUUUGUGUACACCGACCGCCCGACCUGUUGCCUGACCGAUGCGAUGUGUUUAUACGUGCGUGAUGGCUGGCUGGCUGAUGAGUGCAGUGCGUUGGUUGGUGCUUGUAGGGAGGUGGUUGGUGAUUUUUCUUUCCUGCCCUGCAUACGAAACGAGACGACCGACAGCAGGGAGGGAGGGAGCGAGGGAUGGACAGAUGGAUUGGAUGAAAGGAGUGCAGUGAGUGGAUGGCGUGGCCAUGGGCUGGUUGACUGAUUGACUUGAUCGAUCAUGUAUGUUUAUUGUGCGGGACGGGACACCCACCGUG